Messenger RNA from Musa acuminata AAA Group (dessert banana), 1192 nucleotides. RefSeq lists its product as uncharacterized. The coding region runs from base 79 to 927 and encodes 282 amino acids. The transcript has 4 exons. NCBI's taxonomy places the organism in Eukaryota, Viridiplantae, Streptophyta, Magnoliopsida, Zingiberales, Musaceae. The record is from RefSeq and is a predicted model, not a curated record.
GAGAAGAAUAAGAAGAUAAAGAGUAAAGCUCUGUGUCCGGUGGAUUCCGCAGUGACCGGAGGCAACAGACCGCGAUCCAUGGGCCGUGCCAACGGAGUGGGCGCUGAGGAGUGCGACCAUCUCGUCGGAAAAGACGUCCUCCUGGGAAUGGCUGGGUCGAAACCCACCAAAGCUUCUCCUCGCUCCGCUUCCGACUCGUCGAUGGUGGCCAGCUGCGACAGCGGGACUCCUCUGUCUUUACGCCCUGUCUUCGAGCUCCCCCCUUCCGAGGAGGAGACCGAGGCGGCGUUAUCCAUCCUUAAGCAAGUAUUUGUUCUGGGGACAUUUGUUCAUGCUUCUGAAAUUGGACCUUCUUUGGACAAGAAAGCUGUGAAUAAUGUAUCAAUUUCAUCUGAAAUGACAAGCAAACUUGCUGAAAAGGAAUCCGAUAGGCAUGCACUACAGCUUCAUGUCGAGAAGGCAAUGCAGCUUAGCAGUCUAAAAGAAUUCUACUCUCAAGGACAACAAAAAAUUCUCAAUUUAUUCAAUUUAUUACAGACAAAUCCUGAUCUCCGGAGGAUUGUUGUAUCCUUGUCAACUGAUAAAGCUAUCUGGGAGGCAAUUAUGAAAAAUGCAGCAGUUGAAGACCUGAAGGAAUCUUUCUUCUCAGGUUGUAAAGUAGAAGUCGGAAGCAUCCAAUACGAUCUCUUGAAUGGAGUCGGCGACAUUGCUACAAUAAUUGUGAGGUGGAUCUUGGAUAACAUCAAAACAAAAGUUAUGGGACUUAUUGAUAAGAUUACUCAUCUCGUGGUUGAGCUCUUUCAUUGCGUGGAAACAGAAAGAAGCAUGCAUAUCUUGGAUGACGUACUAAGAUCUUUGUUUAUGUUGUCUCUCAUGGCAACUAUUGUGGUCGUCAUUAAACGUAUACACAGCACCAAUGCUCAUUGAACAAUAGUUUGGACAUGGGUUGCACAUGGAUUAAGUCCGUCUUAUGUGCAGACAGAUGAUUAAAAUGUGUAAGUAAAACUGCUUUGUAAGCCUUUGUGGACUGUUUGAUAUUAUUGAGCAUGGAUGUCUACUGGUCCACGAAAACAAACAAAUUGCCAUCAGGCAAUAUGUGGAGGGCAUCCAGCAUCUGUUUGUAUCUACUUUUAUAUUCAUGCUUUCAAGCACGUUAGUGAUGGAAAUGUAUGAGCUCAAAUAGUUUGUGUCC